CUCUUGAGUCGAUCAUUGACUGAGACUCCUCCCAGACAAACUUCCUCAAACUCGGUCUGAUCGCUCACAGCGCGCGCUAAUGGACAGCAGAACCAGAUCGGAAGUUUUCUCUUAGAUGUUUGUUACUUUGUUUCCUCGCGAUGUCCGAUCUGAAGAGGCAGAUGUCGUGGCACGAGGACUUCGCCAGAAACCUUUCCAGAUUCUUUUCCAGAAAUAAAUCCGCGGACAGCGAGAGCAAUGGAAGUGAGGUCAGAGAGGCUGAUGGAUCCGCAGUGACCUGCAGCGCUGAUGCGGAUCAAACACCUGAGCACCUGAGCACCGCAUCUGCACAGGAGUCGCAGGCGUCUGACGCACCGGACGGAAACACAGCGUCACAGACGGAGGACGGAUGGCGAGGGGAGGCCUCCACUGCGCCCCCUGCAGACGGCUUCCUCAGACGCCUGGGCAGCCUGCUCCACUUCAGCCGGGCAGAACCGAGCACAAUCCAGCGGGAGACACGGAGCGGUCUGACCACAGCACAGAGAGACACACACACACAGCAGAGCGGAGCAGGGCCGGAGCCACAGCUCACACACACACCUUCAGAGGAGCAGACUGAAGAAGAUAGAAGUGAUGCCAUAAACAUCGAUGACAAAGAGUGCUUGGAGGACAAGAGACGUUAUGAUCUAUCCUGUCCUCCUGUAGUGACUUACGGCACAUACCGUGGAUUGAGGGAAGUCAAGAAACCAAAGAAGAAACAUCACGUCGAGCUUCAUUCGCCCAUCUCUGAGGGAGAAGAGGCAACGCAACCCAACGGCCAUGAGGACAGCGAAAUUUCCUCCUGCGCUGUGAACACCAUGAGCUCUGAUAGUCAUGAAAACCCCACUGCCGUAAAUCAAGCAUCUCCUUCACAGCAGAUAGAAGACGUGUCAGCUCAAUCAGACGAGGUUCUCGCUGUUGAAUCUGAACUAACUCCAGUCCACCGACUCCUUCAAGCUGCAGACUCUGGUCCGUUGCUUACCUGCGUGGAGACAGACUCAGUUUACAAGAUUCCUCUAGCAGAACAAAGUGACAGCGGACUUAAGAGCAGCGGACAGGAGCAUCUCGCACAGAGUGCUACGCUUGAGAGCUUCUCAGGGGAUAGUGAUGAUCUGACGGUUUCAGACCAUCACGACACGGUUCCCGCUCCAGAGCAGAGCUCAUCUUUAAUUGAAAGAACAGAUGAUAUAGCCCCUGAUUCUCAGGCGUGCUGGACUCUAGAGGAGUUCGAGCUGAAACGGGCUGGGGUGGAUGAAGAAGUCCUGCGAUUGGAGUCUAAAAAGAUGGUGGAUAGCAUCCUGACAAAUGCCCUCGCUGCCCUGCAGAAGAUGGAAGCAUCCGAGAUGGAGCGUGAGGUCCUGUUGACCCGUGAACCCAGCGAGGGCUCAGAGGCAUUGCGGAUUGAAAGGUUAGAUGGAGGCACUAAUACAGAGCAUCAGUUUUGCGUGACGUUGACAGACCAGACGCUGUCUGCGGUUCUCGAGGAAACGCUAGCAGGCCAUGUGGACUGCAGCAGGUCGCCACCCUCCUCAGGGUACGAGUCCAUCGCUGGCUCCGACACGGACAUUAGGUGCAUCGUGGGCGUGGCCUCUGACAUCACCGCUGCCAGCGCUUCAAUUGGCUCUCAGAACGAGAAUCAGGCCGUGCUUGAAUAUCUCUUUGAAGAAAAGAACAUGAAUGGAACCAUUAAGAACACCGGGAGAAACUCUGUGCUCAGUGCUGCCACCGCUGACGAGCCAUUAUUCCCAAAUCUCCACAGUCAUAAGGACGUUCUUCAUGAAACAGACAUCAAGCUCUCGGCGGAGGAGCACACGGGAGAAGCAGAGUGGGUCAGAUGGGAAAAGCGAUCUCAGGAUACAGCCAAAGACAAUGCAACGAGCAAUAACUGCAGACUCAGCCUGAUCGAUUCCUGUGCUCCAUCUGCACAUCAGGAGAGUCUUCAGCAAAGCCAAACUCUCAGUGAAAUGGGAAAGUCAGACCCUGUUAGCCACAGUCUUGCUUCUGAUACAGCAGAUUCGGAUAUGAUGUCAGGAAUUGUACCAGCUACACAAAGCCAUAAAUCUGAAGCACCUUAUUCAGACAGCAGUGAGCAGGAACAGAUCUGCCAAGUUUCUCGGGCUGGAGUAGAUUCACAUGUCCUGCUAUCCGUGACUGAAGUCCAGUGCUCUGGAGGUCACCGCUCUUCUCAGUGGGCCUCGGUGCGAGCGAUCCGCUGCGACAUCAACGACAACCAAAGCCUGAGCCCCGAGGAGACUCCAGCGGAUGCUGGAGCAUCGGUCGAGUGUGUCUCAGCUCGGAGAAUUCACCUGGACCCCGUGGACAGUUCCAGCAGAACCGCAGCUGUCCUUCCCCAACACUCCCGAUUCCAUGAGCUCGACCUCCACCAGGUCGACGGAGGCUUCGCUAUCAUCAGCGAGGAGGAGGAGAGUGACGUGGUGUUCGUGAACGACACUGGGCCCAUGCACAGUCCCAGCACGCGGCGAGCCAGAUCCUACCCCUUCUCCCUGUCCCCUAUCUAUGAGGAGGAGUUCGGCCGCGAGGAGGCUUCGGGGCAGGAGACGCUGCAGGUUCCUCCAGCCACAGAAGAGGAGCAGAGAAGCGUGGAGCAGCCGGCCGCGUCCAUCCUCUCCCUCCUGCAGUCGGUCAGCGAGAAGCUGCAGUCCAGUGUGAUGUGCGGUUCGGUUGAGGAGUCCGUUCACGUUCCGCUGAGCGAACACUGCGAGGACGACGAUGAGAACUCCAGCGUCCUACAGAGCCACCGGCUCACUGAGACCGAACCUGAGCGCGAGACUGACGAUGCUCCGGAUGGAACGCAGGAGCAGCGGGACUGUGAUGGUGCUCUGGGUAAUAUCGGAAAGAAUGCCAAUACGCCUUUCUAUCAGUACUUGAAGUCCAGAAUAAUGCCAUCAGGUGAUGAAGAACCCGGAGACACUCAACACAUGGUGUGUCGUAGUGCCGGCAACACACUGGUCAUGGGAGAGACCAGAGGGUUUGGAAAGGUCAACCCUAGACCUACAGCAGUGCUCAUCUACGAGUCGCUGAGCGGAGAGAGAAGAGAAAUCUGCGCUGACGUGGAGGAUGCUGGGAGGGAUCUGUUUGCUCACAGAGGAACGCUGCACGCGCUGAGAGGAUGUUGGCUGCUGUAUGUGGAUCCGUGGCACCGCGGCUCGUGUGUUCUUCUGGAGGAGGGUCAGACUGUGACCACCAGCGGAGGAUCCCAGCAGGACCUGAAGGAGACCAGGGAGCCCGGCAGGACUGAUCUGUCUGUGCGCUCCAUCCGGACGCUGCUCAAGGACGACAGUGUUCCAGAGAUCCAUCUGUAUCCCAGCUCGUCUCAGACCGUCCGUCUUUACACUGAGACAGACCUGAUGGAGCCUGUGCUCCUCUCCGAGCUCCACGUCACGAAUGGAUGCUGGUUGAUUUACGAGAAGCCCGGAUUCAUCAGCGGAUCCGCCGUUCUGGAAACAGACGAGAGAGUCACGGUGCUCCAGAACUCACUCCUGUCCUGCGUCAAGAGUCUCCGGCCGCUAAAAAUGGGCAGGCUGCGGGUGACCAGACCGCUGGACCCAAAGGUUGUGUUGUUCGAGAAGCCACAGUUCCAGGGUCGGGUCAGAGAGCUGCUGGAUCACGAGCCCCGUCUGACGGACGCUGCUGCAUCUCUGCGCGUCACGGGUGGGAUAUGGGUGUCGUUCUCCAGCGAGGGGUUCAGAGGUCAUCAGUGUGUUCUGGAGGAGGGUGAAUACUCAGACUGUACUCAACUGUUUGGCGGAGCGGAGCUGAGGAUUCAGUCGCUGCGCUGGGUUCAGUCUGAUUUCCUCGAGCCGUCCGUGAGUCUGAAGAUCUCUGAUGAAGAAAUCGACGCUCAUCAGGAGAUCCCUGAUCUGCAGGAGACCAGUGGCGUCUGCGUGAAGAGCGGAGCGUGGGUUGCGUACAGCGAGCGGUGUUUCACCGGACAGCAGUGUGUUCUGGAGAAAGGCUGUUAUCCAGGGCUGCUGGACUGGGGCGACGGACAGAGCUCAGCGAGAUCACUGCGGCCCGUUCACAGAGAAGUCUGUCGGAUCGUGGAACGGAAGUUUCUGCUGCGAGUCUACAGCCAGACGCGGUUCGGAGGAGAGAGCCGAGAGUUCGAGAGCGAUGUUCCUGACACUGGAGCUCCAGGAGUCGAGUCGCUGCGGGUGAUCCGGGGACGUUGGCUGCUGUUCGAUGAGGAGCGUUACUCUGGUAACCAGUAUAUCCUGUGGGAGGGGCAUUAUCCUGAUCUCACUUCCUGUGGCUGCACAUCCACAGCCAUCAAGUCUUUAAAGCCCAUUCCAUACAGUUUCGCGGAGCCGUGCGUGAGUCUGUUCUCUCUCAGCGGGUUUGAGGGCCUCGAGGAAAGCUUGUGUUCAGACGUGGAGGACCGCAGCGGCUUCUUCAUCCAGUCUGUGAGAGUCCAGAGCGGCCUGUGGGUGGCGUAUCAAUACGCUCGCUUCAAGGGCCGGCAGACGCUGCUGGAGCCGGGAGAAUAUCCGGAUUGGGCUGAACACAGCGGCUGGGACACCAUCGGAUCUCUGAAGCCUCUUCAACAGCCCAAAGCAUUCUUCCAGCUGCGGAGCCGAGCUCUGGGUUCGGUUCUGACCAGCGAGAGCGUUUCAGACGGGUCAUUUCCAGCCAAACUCUUCCUGAGUCCCGCCGAUCGAUCUCUGGACACGCAGCGCUGGAUCUACUCCGACGGCCUGCUGAAGAACACGGCGCAGGGGGGCUGUCUGUCUGUGAUCGGGGCCAAGGCCUGUGCCGGGGCCCCAGUGGCAUUAUGGGAAGAGCACGGGCGUGUCAACCAGCGCUGGAGCCUCAAUGAAGACGGAAGCAUCUGCUCUCAUCUGAACCGCAGCCUGGCGCUGGACCUCAGAGGUGGAUUCGGCGCUGACAGAGAUCAUCUGAUCCUGAGAGAGCUUCACAGCGCCACUCAGAUCUGGGACAUCGAUGUGCUGUGAUCGAACACAUCAGGGACUGAAGAUCACAGCCAAUCAUUCAGACUUUAGCUACUCGCCUCCAGGCCAAUAACUGAUCCUGUUUUAAACUGCACUGUGAGCGUGGAGGACCCCAAGGGACGAGGCUCUGCGUGUUUGUUUUUAUCUCCAGAAGCACAUUUGCACUACCAGGAACCUCACGAGUGUUCUGCAGGUGUUUCAGGUGAACUCAUGCUGGAUUCGCCCUUUAAUCCGCCGGGAAAAAGGCAUGGAUACUGUUUCUGUUGGCUCAAGCGUUAAACUUAGUCAUUUCACUGGAGUCCUGCAGGAACACUGACAUAAAUCAACCACAAACAUGUAAUGUGUACAGCGACGCUCACAAGCAGCAUUUCUAAAAGAACCUGAACAAUAAAUGGAGACUGUAAAAUGCA
Onychostoma macrolepis is the source of this 5398-nucleotide messenger RNA. RefSeq names its product beta/gamma crystallin domain-containing protein 3. Gene Ontology annotation, molecular function: structural constituent of eye lens. NCBI's taxonomy places the organism in Eukaryota, Metazoa, Chordata, Actinopteri, Cypriniformes, Cyprinidae. The transcript has 22 exons. The record is from RefSeq and is a predicted model, not a curated record. The coding region runs from base 141 to 4991 and encodes 1616 amino acids. Gene Ontology annotation, biological process: lens development in camera-type eye; visual perception.